This is a messenger RNA of Aspergillus saccharolyticus JOP 1030-1, 1629 nucleotides long. RefSeq names its product high affinity methionine permease. Gene Ontology annotation, cellular component: membrane. The record is from RefSeq and is a predicted model, not a curated record. Lineage: Eukaryota; Fungi; Ascomycota; Eurotiomycetes; Eurotiales; Aspergillaceae. Gene Ontology annotation, biological process: amino acid transmembrane transport. Bases 1 to 1629 code for a protein of 542 amino acids. The transcript is spliced from 6 exons. Gene Ontology annotation, molecular function: L-amino acid transmembrane transporter activity.
AUGGGUGAUCUUGAACCCGAGUCAGGCUACAAGGUGCCUGUUUCCGGCGGCAAGCCUGUUGAGGAUGGUCUUCGGAGGACUGAUGGUGUCUCUGGAUUGUACGAAGGAAAUGUCUUUGAGGCUACUCCUGACGACCGCCGCCAGAUCGGUGUGAUCAGUGCCUCCUUUUUGAUCUUCAACCGCGUCAUCGGUACGGGUAUCUUCGCCACCCCCAGCACCAUUCUUUCUCUGGCCGGUAGUGUCGGCCUGUCACUGAUUAUGUGGGUCAUCGGUACUUUGAUUGCCAUGGCCGGUACUGCCGUCUACCUCGAAUGGGGUACGGCGAUUCCCAAGAACGGUGGUGAAAAGAACUACCUCGAAUAUGUCUUUACCAAGCCCAAGUUCCUGGUAACCGCCAUGUAUGCUUCGUAUGCUGUUCUGCUGGGUUGGGCUGCAAGUAACAGCGUCGUCUUUGGCGAGUACAUCCUCAAUGCCGCCGACGUCGAGGUGGGACGCUGGAAUCAACGCGGCAUCGGAUUAGCCUGUAUCACGGUAGCUUUCUUGAUACAUUCCUUUGCAGUCAAAUGGGGUCUCAUGCUUCAAAAUGCCCUGGGAGUUGUCAAGCUUGUCAUCAUCGUCUUCGUCGUCGUGACCGGUUGGGUGGCUCUUGCUGGCCACAUGAAGAUCGACAACCCUCCCCACAACUUCACAAAUGCCUUCGAGGGCACCACUGACACCGGAUACGGUAUCGUCAUGGCUCUCUAUAAUGUUAUCUGGUCCUUCAUCGGUUAUUCCAAUGCCAACUAUGCCCUGAGCGAGACCAAGAACCCUACCCGCACCCUGAAGAUCGCAGCCCCAAUCGCUAUUUGUUCCGUGGGCAUUCUUUACAUGCUAUGCAACAUCGCAUACUUUGCUGCAGUGCCCAGAGAGCAAUUCUUGUCGUCUGGUCAGACAGUUGCUGCCGCUUUCUUCGGCAACAUGUUUGGUGCGCGGGCAGAGAAGGUUAUGUCCGUCUUUGUCGCUUUGUCGGCGUUCGGUAAUGUCUUAUCUGUGAUCUUCUCGCAAGGACGAAUUGUUCAGGCUCUGGGUCGUGAGGGAGUUCUGCCCUUGUCGAAGUUUUGGGCCAGUAACCGGCCGUUCAACUCGCCAGCCACUGGUCUUUUCGAGCAUUGGGUGGUGUCUGUCAUCAUUCUUCUGGCGCCCCCUCCCGGCGACGCUUAUAACUUUUUGGUCAACCUUAUCACGUAUCCCUUGUCUAUUGUCAACGUGUUUGUGUCUGCUGGCUUGAUCUACAUUUAUCUGACCAAGGCGAAGAAGUUCCCGGAUUGGGCCCCAGGCAUCCGCGCCACCCUACCGGUCACCAUCUUCUUCUUCCUGUCGAAUGUGUUCUUGGUGGUCGCCCCCUACAUCCCGCCCAGCGCGGGUCAAAGUGUGUAUCAGAGCCUUCCGUAUUACCUGCAUUGCGUGGUGGCAUUGGGUAUCUUCGCGCUUGGUGCCAUCUACUAUGUGGUGUGGGCGGUUCUGAUGCCCCGUUUCGGAGGAUACAUACUGGUCAAGGAAUCUGUGAUUGACGCCGACGGCUGGUCCAGAAGCGUGUUCACUAAGAUGCCUAUAAACCAGGCUGCGCAGCUCUCUGAACCGCAGCACUAG